Molecule: messenger RNA, 4083 nt
Organism: Grammomys surdaster
Lineage: Eukaryota; Metazoa; Chordata; Mammalia; Rodentia; Muridae
Gene: Atp6v0a1
Product: ATPase H+ transporting V0 subunit a1
Exons: 23
Coding region: 140-2731 (863 amino acids)
Biological process (GO): vacuolar acidification; proton transmembrane transport
Cellular component (GO): plasma membrane; vacuolar proton-transporting V-type ATPase complex; vacuolar proton-transporting V-type ATPase, V0 domain
Molecular function (GO): ATPase binding; proton-transporting ATPase activity, rotational mechanism
Source: RefSeq, a predicted model, not a curated record
AUCGGCGACUCUGCUCAGCCUGAGCCGGGGGCUUUGCUGCGGCGGCUGCGGUCGCGGCGGCGGAGCGGGCGAGAGGUUAAUUCUCAAGCCACGUCAUUUUCUCUCCUGCCUCAGAUUGGAGUGAACUACCAUCGCCACCAUGGGGGAGCUUUUCCGGAGUGAGGAGAUGACUCUGGCCCAGCUAUUUCUCCAGUCCGAAGCUGCUUAUUGCUGUGUCAGUGAAUUAGGAGAACUUGGAAAGGUUCAGUUCCGGGAUUUAAAUCCAGAUGUGAAUGUUUUCCAGAGGAAAUUUGUGAAUGAAGUUAGAAGAUGUGAAGAAAUGGAUCGAAAACUCCGAUUUGUUGAGAAAGAGAUAAGGAAAGCUAACAUCCCAAUUAUGGACACUGGUGAAAACCCAGAGGUGCCCUUCCCCCGGGACAUGAUCGACUUAGAGGCCAAUUUCGAGAAGAUUGAAAAUGAACUGAAAGAAAUCAACACUAACCAGGAAGCUCUGAAGAGAAACUUCCUGGAACUGACUGAAUUAAAGUUUAUACUGCGCAAAACUCAGCAGUUUUUCGAUGAGAUGGCGGAUCCAGACCUGUUGGAAGAGUCCUCAUCACUCUUGGAGCCAAACGAGAUGGGAAGAGGCGCGCCUUUACGACUUGGCUUCGUGGCUGGUGUGAUUAACCGGGAGCGGAUCCCCACCUUUGAGCGCAUGCUUUGGCGAGUGUGCCGAGGGAAUGUGUUCCUGAGACAGGCUGAAAUCGAAAACCCGCUGGAGGAUCCUGUGACUGGCGACUACGUGCACAAGUCCGUGUUCAUCAUUUUUUUCCAAGGUGAUCAGCUGAAAAACAGAGUCAAGAAAAUCUGUGAAGGGUUCCGAGCCUCCCUCUAUCCUUGUCCUGAGACUCCACAGGAGAGGAAAGAAAUGGCUUCCGGAGUCAAUACCAGGAUCGACGAUCUCCAAAUGGUUCUGAAUCAGACGGAGGACCACCGCCAGAGGGUUCUGCAGGCGGCUGCUAAGAACAUCCGGGUCUGGUUCAUCAAGGUGCGGAAGAUGAAGGCUAUCUACCAUACCCUGAACCUGUGCAAUAUAGAUGUGACCCAGAAGUGCCUGAUCGCAGAAGUCUGGUGCCCUGUCACUGACCUGGACUCCAUCCAGUUUGCACUUCGAAGAGGCACGGAACACAGUGGGUCCACUGUCCCCUCCAUUCUGAACAGGAUGCAGACAAACCAGACACCCCCGACAUAUAACAAAACCAACAAGUUCACACAUGGCUUCCAGAACAUAGUAGAUGCUUAUGGGAUCGGCACUUACCGAGAGAUUAACCCAGCUCCAUACACCGUCAUCACCUUCCCCUUUCUGUUUGCUGUGAUGUUCGGAGAUUUUGGGCACGGCAUUUUGAUGACGCUGUUUGCUGUGUGGAUGGUGUUGAGGGAGAGCCGGAUCCUCUCCCAGAAGAACGAGAAUGAGAUGUUUAGCAUGGUGUUCAGCGGCCGAUACAUUAUUCUUCUGAUGGGACUGUUCUCCAUCUAUACUGGACUCAUCUACAAUGACUGUUUUUCCAAGUCUCUGAAUAUCUUUGGGUCAUCAUGGAGUGUACGGCCAAUGUUCACUCUAGGGAACUGGACGGAAGAGACGCUUCUGGGGAGUUCUGUUCUCCAGUUGAACCCAGCUAUCCCUGGAGUUUUUGGUGGCCCGUAUCCAUUUGGCAUUGAUCCGAUUUGGAACAUUGCAACCAACAAGCUGACCUUCCUCAACUCCUUCAAGAUGAAGAUGUCUGUUAUUCUUGGGAUCACCCACAUGCUGUUUGGAGUCAGCCUGAGCCUUUUCAACCAUAUCUAUUUCAAGAAGCCCCUGAACAUCUACUUUGGCUUUAUUCCUGAGAUAAUCUUCAUGUCCUCGUUGUUUGGCUACCUGGUCAUCCUUAUCUUUUACAAGUGGACAGCCUACGAUGCCCACUCGUCUAGGAAUGCCCCAAGCCUCCUGAUCCAUUUCAUAAACAUGUUCCUCUUCUCCUACCCAGAGUCUGGUGAUGCAAUGCUGUAUUCUGGACAGAAAGGAAUUCAGUGCUUCCUUAUAGUGGUGGCGAUGCUCUGUGUCCCUUGGAUGCUGCUGUUCAAGCCGCUGAUCCUUCGCCAUCAGUACCUGAGGAAGAAGCAUCUGGAAGGGCAACCCGUGGAGGCCCCAGUCACACCAACCCCGAGCCAACAGGGACUAGAGGCAGCACCGGCUGCAACAGGAACUCUCAACUUUGGUGGGAUCAGGGUGGGCAACGGACCGACAGAGGAGGAUGCUGAAAUUAUUCAGCAUGACCAGCUCUCCACCCAUUCCGAGGACGCAGAAGAGCCUACCGAGGACGAAGUGUUUGACUUUGGCGACACCAUGGUCCACCAGGCCAUCCACACCAUUGAGUUCUGCCUGGGCUGCAUCUCCAACACUGCAUCGUACCUGCGGCUCUGGGCCCUCAGCCUGGCCCAUGCACAGCUCUCGGAAGUACUUUGGACCAUGGUGAUCCACAUCGGCCUGCACGUCCGGAGUUUGGCCGGGGGUCUCGGGCUGUUUUUCAUCUUCGCCGCCUUUGCCACUCUGACCGUGGCCAUCCUGCUGAUCAUGGAGGGCCUCUCAGCCUUCCUCCACGCGUUGCGGUUACACUGGGUGGAAUUCCAGAAUAAAUUCUACACCGGGACUGGCUUCAAGUUCUUCCCCUUCUCCUUUGAGCAUAUUCGGGAAGGAAAGUUUGAUGAGUGAGUCCCAGGCAGGGUGCAUGCCCAGAGCAGCUCUCCUGCCCGCCUCCGCAGUGAUUGUCUGUAUCUCUCUUGCCUGCUGGUCGUGAUCCCUGGAUACCUGGGCAUGCAUUUGUGUUGCCCUGCAACCCCCUGUCCCCGCUGUGACUCACUUAGGUAGUGCUGGCCUUCCCUGGGUCUCUCUACCCCAAGCCUUGUGUGUAACAUACAGACUUUCACUUGAGAGCUGAAUGACUGUGCCGAGUACCCACCCAUUCCCACGGCACCAGCUUGGCCUCCUGGCCUCCAGACAGACAGCCCUGUUCCACCCCUACUAGUGAGCCAACCUGCACGGCCACAUGGGGUCACAGAACCCUCAGGAUGCAAGGGGUCCCUAUUCAGUCUUCUUGGUCAGACCUUGGAGGAGGAUGGCAAUCUGUUCUCUCCUAGAUGGGGACAUUGCUUAUGGAACAUGUCCCACUCCACUAGCAGGGACAGUCAGGAAGAUGCUGCUGUCAUCCCUUGCCUAGCCCUCUCCAAUUAGUAUUCAGGAAAUUCAGCUGGCCCCAUCUGGGCUAUCCCAAGGGUCCCAGGAUAACCACCACCGUCCCUAACACCCCCCUCCCCAGCCCUGUUGGUACAGCAUAGCAUCCCUGGGAAUGGGAGGGUCUCACAGACUUGCAGCACUGGGCUUCCGGAUCUUAGAUUCCCUUCUGCCUAGUCUGUGAGUGAAUGGGCCUUGCCCAACACUACACCCUAAGGCAGAAGUUAAAAUUGGCACUCUCCUAGCGCUUCCCUGAGCCCUUCUGCACUCUGAUCAUGAUGUCCUGAGGCUGUGGUCAGGAAGGUUGGUUCUGCCGGCAGGCCUGCCUUGAUCUGCCCACUGAGACUCCCUCCCCAACCCCUACGCUGACCCAGGUUUCAGGAGUGGUGUCCUGGGCAGGGCAGCGCAGUGUCAUUUACAGUUUGCUAAUUGGAGGUGACAGUUGGGCUGCCUGCGCAGGUGUGGAGACGGACGCUGCCCAGGCCUGCCGAGCCCUGGCCUACCUCCUGUACUGUGGAUCUCAGACCCUUCUAAUCAUGUGCUGACUCCCCCAAUUCACUUACUGCCUUCCCUGUGGAGGUAACACUAAAUCUGCAAGGCCUAUCCCCUCCUCCACCCUGGCGCCCAUGAGAGCUGCUCCCCCACUCGCCCAGGCAGGGCUGGCCCAAGGUGACCUUGUCCCAAACCCCUCUGUCCUUUUGUGCCAGGUUUACGUGAUGAUCUUUGCUCUGUUUACAGAGAGGCCUGUGGCAGAGCUCUUUGCAGGGCCCCUGCCCAAGGCCUUCUGUUCAGACAUUCUUAUCUGGAAUAAAGUGUGUUUGACUCUCACAAAA